Folsomia candida is the source of this 3697-nucleotide messenger RNA. RefSeq lists its product as uncharacterized. The transcript has 11 exons. Lineage: Eukaryota; Metazoa; Arthropoda; Collembola; Entomobryomorpha; Isotomidae. The record is from RefSeq and is a predicted model, not a curated record. The coding region runs from base 175 to 3537 and encodes 1120 amino acids. Gene Ontology annotation, biological process: proteolysis. Gene Ontology annotation, molecular function: lipase activity; cysteine-type endopeptidase activity.
GCAUCAAAUUUUCCAAAUGUUUAGUCCAGAUUAUAUGUGUUAAAUGAGCAGUCAAAAGUUAAAUAUUUACACAUCAAUACGCCAGUUAAUUUAAGAAAAUCUUUGGAAACUAAAACCCUUUUCAACGGAGCACCCGUAAGAGAUAAUCAAGAGAUCAGAACCUAACCGGCGACCAUGGCGUCAAUCUACACCACGUUUGUCAACCAACAACACGCCCUUAUCGUGCAUUCCCCUUUUGUGGCAAUAUCGCAAUGCUUAAACCAGGUGGAGGAGAUUAUCCAUCAAAAAUCCAAGGCGGGUCAACCAAUUGUCAAUGUGUGUUUCAUCGCAAAGGAAGAGCUACAAAUUGAUGAAAAUCUUAGACAAUAUUACUGGCAUGGAAAAAACCUUAUCAUCAUUUCAAAGACAGUCAAGGUGAUGAAAACCUGCGAAUGGAACGUUUCUGGCGUUCAUGGACCCCACGCCUCAAGCCAGCCCGCUGAAAAUGGGAAAGAAUGGGGUGAUCCUGGCCAAAACGGGGAAGAUGGAACGGAUGGAGAAAAUGGUGGAAGUGUAUACUUUCUUGUGGAAGACUUUCACAACCUCAGCCUUUUAAGGAUCAAGGCAAACGGUGGAAAUGGAGGAAGGGGUCAACCAGGCGGUAAUGGAUGUAACGGAAAACCAGGCACAGACGGGUUUGAACUGACUUUGAAGGAUUUGAAAGAAAAAUUUCCUUCAGAUAAGGAUUAUACGUUCUGGAAAGUACGAUCGGAAUUGGAAAUUGUUGAAAAGCAAAGUCCCUGGGUAACUUUUGUACCCUUGGGUACAAAAUUUAUUCAAGGAACAACAAAGCAGCGGCUUCAUAUGACAUUUGCUCAACACUUUGGCAUAUUUCGGACGCAUACUUAUUUUUUAGUCAAAGGGAGCCAAGGUACUCUCGGCGGAUGUGGAGGCCUUCCCGGGCGCGGAGGUGUUCCUGGUCGAUGCGGUUUAGCUGGGAAAGUUACCGAAAUCAAGCUCGGUGGCAUUGAAAAACUUCGAGUGCAAGAACUCCAGAGUAUUGUUGAGGCGAAAGAUGGAGUUAAUGGUCUGAGGGGGGACCUUGGCAGUGCGGGGAUUAGAGUUCGAGGAAAAGUUGGGCGGGAUGUGGGAUACGUUGCGUGGGCUGGUUUCCCUUACAAAACGGUAUACUACGGCCCGGGAUACUUGAAAUUGGAUACUUGCGAAGACCCGAACGAUCCAAUUAGUCCAGGGGUUUGGUGCUCCGAGACAUCAGAAUACGUCAGGAUUGUGGAAGUGCCUGCGAUUCCUGACUGCAACGACUAUUGUAACGUUUAUCGAGAUGACAAGCCUCCUUUUUUACAAAGCGUUCCUCCAAUUUUACCCCGGAAAGAGCAUUACAAACUGAGUACUGAAGAAAUUAUCAAGGCUUAUCUUCCACUAUUGUCGAAAGAAUCUGCAGCAUCUGAAAAAACUCAGAUUUUAAAAUUCAAUCCGUCAAUCAACGUCAAACCACUAUAUCCGAAAUUGCCUGAGAAAAAUUUGAACGAUAAGGGAGGAAUGAACAAUCCUGGUAGACCUCCAUUAGCAAAUUUUGACUGUAUCAACCCAAAGGCCUUACCAGUUCCCAAGGAUAUUUCAAAAAUUAAGCCAAUUCUUAAGUUGAAAUCUGACAAGUAUGAAACCCCUAUUGAUGUCUUAGCAGUCAACGUCGUAGCUGUGGUUGAUGAAUUAGUAAAACACAUACGUUGCUCUUUCCUUGCGGAUUUAAAACUCUUCAUAAUUACCCAUGGUUUCAGGAGCAAUGCAAAAAAAACUUGGGUAACCAGUAUGCAAAAUGAAAUUUUGAAGCAUCAUCCAACCUACAUUGUUAUUCUUUUGGACUGGUCCUCGGGCUCCGGCGGAUUUAGAUACGCCAAAGCAGCGGCUAAUUGCCUGGAAGUUGGGAAACAGCUUGGAAAACUGAUUGUUUACAUUCAGGAAGAAUUUUCGAAACAGAAAAUUGCAACCUAUGUUUGGGGCAUUGGCCAUAGUUUGGGCUCCCACCUGAUGGGUGCGGCUGGGAGAUACUGCCGCUCACAGAGCAGACUAAUCCACAGAAUUACCGGACUUGACCCGGCAGGAGUAGGAUUUGAAAAUUUCACGGAGAAAAUGCUUUGCUCGGAGGAUGCCAGUUUUGUUGACGUUAUCCACACAGACGGAUACCAUGAUAAAGAAAAGCCACCCCAAAAGAUUUCCAAUGCCACUUUGGCACAAUUUGAAGAUAAUGCUGUUGUGAAUUUAGGCCCUUACGGCACAAUGAAACCCUGUGGUCAUGCCGAUUUCUACCCAAAUUCUGGUUAUUGUCAACCUGGGCACGAUACAUGGAGAAAUUACAUCCUAGAUAUGGGAACCCAUAGCCACAGCAGGGCACAUGCUCUGUUCACAGCAACGAUAGCAAACAAGGGACUAUUUGCAACAAAUUUACGGUUCGAAGAAGCACCGGAAAUGAAAAAGUCACCCCCGAACGUUUUGAAGACAUCUGUUAAAGUCGAAAUGGGGUUUCACUGCGAACCUUCCACUAGAGGUUGGUUCUACCUUGAAACAACUGAAGACAAUGGUUUUAUCAACGAUCAGAUAAGGGAAAAUAAUUCCCAUGUGGACGGAAUUACCAGAGGCGACAUACGUGAUGUUCUUCGCAACAUGAUCAAAGCUCAGUACGUUCAACAUAUAGGAAAUGCCAGAUACGCGUUAAUAAUCAACAUUGUAAAGUAUACCAAUUGUGACCAUGCUGAACGCAACGGAGCUCAGAAUGAUUCGAAGGAUUUGAAGGAUCUCCUUGAGAGUCUAGAGUACAAAUAUGAGGUCACCGUCACAAUGCCAGAAUCCACAAAGAAGGACGUGUUCCAAACGUUGGAUAAGUUUCUUCGUGCAAUUAAGAACGAAAAGAGGUCAAUUGACGGAAUUUUCUUAGCGGUUAUGGGCCACGGUUCAAAUGACAAUAUUAUUGCCAGCGAUGGGAAAGAAAUUGAUAUUUUCACGGAAAUUAUUGAACGUUUUGGAAAUGGAAACUGUCAUAAUUUGAUGGGUGUUCCGCAAAUCUUUGUAAUUCAAACUUGCCGUGGGGAUCGGUUAGAUAUUUCGCCUAUGAGGCGUCAGAUGUUCAAAAGCGGGACCCUCGCAGAGGAAGACAAAAGUAUUCCGACCAAUACGGAAAAAGAACUCUGGAGCAAUUUACCGUUUGCAGAGAGUCAAACUCUUCCCGAAAUGUCUGAUAGUCUUAUAAUUUUUUCAUCUUAUCGCGACACCAAAUCCUUUCGCUACGAGGAUGGAGCCUGGUUCAUUCAGCUGUUUAUCAAAGCGGUAAAAAUUGCCGCCGCAAAUAAGAGGAUAGAAAUUUUGUCCCUUCUUAAUGGGAUUGUAGAGCAUUCCAAAAGUAAGCACCACAUGGUUGAGGAUUGCAGGGACGGAGUCUCUCAUACCGGCGAAAAUAUAAUAUUUCUUAAACAACUUCCCGUAAUUGAGAAUGUUGGGUUUACCAAGGAAUUUUUUUUUCAGCUUAAGAAAGCAAGAAAUUGAAACUUGUACCCUGUAACGAAACAUACAUAAAUUAAGAAUGAAUCAAAUCAUAGGCAUUUCUAAUGGGUUUAAAAUAUUAAUAACGCAAACUAAAUUCAGUGUGUAAAAUAGAUAUUCUAAAUUUGGAAUUAAAGCAAGAUUAAUACUAAUUCAAUUUUAA